This is a messenger RNA of Protopterus annectens (West African lungfish), 2141 nucleotides long. Its product is annotated as bile acid-CoA:amino acid N-acyltransferase-like. Gene Ontology annotation, biological process: acyl-CoA metabolic process; fatty acid metabolic process. The record is from RefSeq and is a predicted model, not a curated record. The coding region runs from base 191 to 1627 and encodes 478 amino acids. The transcript is spliced from 13 exons. NCBI's taxonomy places the organism in Eukaryota, Metazoa, Chordata, Ceratodontiformes, Protopteridae. Gene Ontology annotation, molecular function: fatty acyl-CoA hydrolase activity.
ACAAUUUUUCUUGGGAUAAAAUUAGCUAUAAAGUAAACAAAACUUGAUUUCAUGCAUUGUGAGUAAUGCAAAAAUAGGUUUUGAAGAGAUACAAGCUGCUUCGGAGUGGUCUCCAAAUGUUGAGGCUCAUGCCCAGUGACUGGCCCAGCUGUGUCGGCAGUAUGGAUCCAUCACAGCAAUAGCUUGCAAAAUGACAAGAGUCUUGAGCCCUCUUCUGGCCUGGCAUGCAUCUCUUUCCAAACAACCCUUCAUGGCUGCAGCUAUGCAAAGAAUUCCAGUGUCAUUAAGCUGGGCAGCACACGACAGAAGAACACAGGGUCCAGCUUCACAACGAACACUCACUACAAGUCAAGUUGCUCCAGUGAUUGUUGCCAGGCCAACAAGAGCUCUUUCAGAUGACAAAGUAGAUAUCAUUGUGGAAAAUCUCCAACCAAAUCAACCAGUUACACUGUAUGCAAUGCUAAUGACAGAACAGAAGAAGUUAUUUGAAUCUUUUGCCCACUAUGUCAGCAACAAAGAUGGAACUGUUCAAGUUGCUGAGGAUGAAUCUUUGGGUGGUUCGUAUACUGGGUGUGAACCCAUGGGCUUUAUCUGGAGUCUUACGACUGCUCCAGAAACUCCAAGUGGGCUCAGAGUGAGAAAAGAAGAUGUCACAACACCGUUUAUUGUUCAUGUCUCAGUCUUUGAUGGUCAUGUUUUUGAAAGAAGUCCAAACAAAACAGCUCUAGCUGUCAUAGAAGUGGAACGGUGGUUCAUGGCUCCUGGAGUCAAGCGAGUAAAAGUUCGUCAAAAUGGAAUUGUUGGAACACUUUUCCUACCACCGGGUCCUGGUCCAUUCCCUGGAGUGAUGGAGCUGUGGGGAGGUGCUGGGGGCCUAAAUGAAUUCCGAGCAGCUCUGCUGGCAUCCCAUGGCUUUGCUACCCUUGUUGUCGCAUACACAAACCAUCCUGAUCUGCCAUACCCAAAUUAUUACAUUGGAGUGUCUGAUGACUAUUUUCAGGAAGCAUUCCAUUUCCUCCAGAAUCAUCAUCAGAUUGCAAAGGACAGAACUGGAAUCCUUGGACAUUGUAUCGGGCAAUACAUUGCAUUAAGAAUGGAAAUUGAUAUGCCAAAUAUCAGACCCCGGUGUAUUGUUGGAAUUAAUGGCGGCCAUUACUGGCCUGUAGAUGGAAAAACUGGCUACAUCUUUGAAAUCAUAACAAAGAAGCUGAUGAACACUCAACAGUAUACUGAAGAUAACCCUUUGUGCAUGAAGCCCUUUAUGACUCAUCUCCUCAAUAAGCCUUCUUGUCAUCUCGAUGUUGGAAAAAUUCGGUGCCCGAUAUUAUUGUUUUCAUCAGAGGAUGAUCAAGCAUUUGCAGCAAAAGAAACUUCACUAGACAUUGAAAGAAAAAUGAAGUUGGCUGGAAACUCUCAUCUGCUUACCAGAGUCACAUAUCCUAAAACUGGCCACCUGAUAGAACCACCUUUUGCCCCUGUGACACCAGUGUCCUUUUCUCCAAUACCUGGCAUUGAAGAUAAAGUGUGGCUGGCAUGGGGAGGAGAGAAAAGAUCUCAUGCACAUGCUCAGGACGAUUUAUGGCAGCGCACUCUCAGUUUUCUGAAUCAGCAUCUCGUUCUGUCUUAGGGCCUAAACUUUGCAGCAUCCAGUUUCCUCACUAAACAUCUGAUGUCAUGACAUAAGCUAAAACUACACUUGCAUUUUUAUUCCACUCUAUUGUGACAGCCGGUGUGUAAAAUAAAACUGAAAAAGUAUGAUUCUAACAUAUUUCAGUGACUCGACUGUGCUGUUUUCUGGAAACUCUUAAAUUAUUUACAUAUAUGGAUGAAGACUUUCCUAUAAGAGCAAAGCUUUUCAGAAUCCAGCAUACUCAAGUAAUAUGUCUCAUUGCUAAAUGUAAAAAUUUAUUCUGCUCUGUAUUUGUUUGUUCAUGUACUUGUGUGUUUCAAUGUUGUUUCCAGUUUGAUAAAUCCAGUCAUUACAUGAGCAACACAUGUGCUGUCUGUUUAAAUUACCUGAUCUAUGUCUAUCUCGAAAUCAUAUCCAUUUCAAACUGAAUAACUGGAAUGAAAGACAAAUGACUGUUUGAGACAGCAUUCAUAAGUUGUUGAAUAAUAAAUAUACAUCAAUGUGUAAGAAA